AGCAGCAGCAGCAUUGUUUAAAAGGGAACAAUCUUUCCCCAAGUAGUUCCUCUUGAGGGGAGCAUUUCUGCUGGCUCCAGAACUUUGGCCAUCUAUAAAGCAUAGCAAUGGAAAAUGAGGAAGUUCUCAAGCAGGAAGAGCUCCUGGCCAGCAACGGAGCAAGAGUGGCUCUCAACCAAACCAUGUUCUCUACAAGGGAGACCUUUGAAAUUAAUGAUCCACGUGCCAAGAAGAGAGGUGGGAUGAACUGCAUGGUCCCGGUGGUCAUCUAUCUGAUUCUGCUCACCGCAGGCAUUGGGCUGGUGAUAAUGAAAGUUCUGAAUCUGCAGGAGCGGCUCCGGCACCUGGAGAGUUACUAUGACAAUGAAACGCUGCUUGUGGAGGAGAGCCCAUCUUCCUCUUUCCUCCAGUUGAUGCCUGGCCCAUCUCCGGUCAGGGGUGCAACGAAGCUGCAAGUCCUGCAGGCCCAGUUCAUCCAGGUCUACAGCAGGCAGGAGCACCUACAGCGAUGGGUGGACAACUUUACUCAGAACCCAGGCUACGUUCUGAGUUCCUUUCCAGGACUCUCAGGACCCCGAGGCCCACCAGGCAUCAAGGGAGAGGCAGGAAGAAAGGGAGAUCCAGGCAUGAAAGGAGACAUGGGGGUCAUGGGACCCCCCGGAGCCCAGGGGGAGAAAGGUGACUCCGGGAGGCCAGGCUUCCCAGGUGUGGCUGGAAUUCCUGGAAUCAAAGGAAAUCAAGGACCACCUGGAGCGGCGGGAUCCCCGGGAGCCAAGGGUGAGCCUGGCAGCGCUGGCCCCACUGGACCAACAGGACCACCAGGAAGGCCCGGGAGCCCAGGAGCCGAAGGCAUGAAAGGAAGCAAGGGGGAGACAGGACUUCAAGGACAGAAGGGAACAAAAGGAGACUCGGGAGUUCCAGGCCUCGUGGGCGCGAAGGGAGAGAAGGGGAGCCCGGGCCUGGUAGGCCUCAGGGGUGAACCCGGACCAGCUGGCCAGAAGGGACAGCCCGGAGCGAAAGGGUCUUCUGGGCUGCAAGGAGAAAAGGGACAAAAAGGUCAAAAAGGCGAGUCCCUGAUGUCUGUCAGGAUUAUCGGCUCCAGCAACCGAGGCCGGGCUGAAAUUUUCUAUAAUGGUGCCUGGGGGACAAUCUGUGAUGAUGGCUGGGACAACUCAGAUGCCACGGUCUUCUGCCGCAUGUUGGGUUACUCCUCCGGAAGAGCCAUCUCUGGUGUGGCAGCCGGCUCUGGGACCAUCUGGCUGGACGAUGUUGCAUGUCGAGGGUCAGAAUCGACCCUGUGGAACUGCAACAAGAACAAUUGGGGCUCCCACAACUGCAACCACAAUGAAGACGCGGGUGUGGACUGCAGCUGACCCCGCAGCCCGUUCACAGCUCUGCUCGCAAGGUGUCCACAGGCAAGACACUGUGCUCUCUGAGGGGCUCCCAAGAGCUGGCUGAGCAGCCACUGGGUGGGCUCGCUAAUAAAGCUCAAAGCGCUAUCUGGCACCAUCCUGUA
This is a messenger RNA of Camelus dromedarius (Arabian camel), 1516 nucleotides long. It is a transcript of the gene MARCO, whose product is annotated as macrophage receptor with collagenous structure. The coding region runs from base 108 to 1373 and encodes 421 amino acids. Gene Ontology annotation, cellular component: membrane. The transcript has 13 exons. The record is from RefSeq and is a predicted model, not a curated record. NCBI's taxonomy places the organism in Eukaryota, Metazoa, Chordata, Mammalia, Artiodactyla, Camelidae.